Drosophila subobscura is the source of this 467-nucleotide messenger RNA. RefSeq names its product protein UBASH3A homolog. NCBI's taxonomy places the organism in Eukaryota, Metazoa, Arthropoda, Insecta, Diptera, Drosophilidae. The record is from RefSeq and is a predicted model, not a curated record. The transcript has 2 exons. The coding region runs from base 26 to 445 and encodes 139 amino acids.
GCUGGAGCCGGGACUUUUUGAGUGGAUGGGCUGGUACCCCAGCGGUGUGCCCGACUGGCUGACCAAGAGUGAGUUGGUGGAGGCCAACUACAACAUCGACUUGAGCUACCAGCCCGUUCAGGCCUCGGGGCAGCUGACCGCCACAGAGCAGUUCUAUAGCCGCAACCACGACGUCCUGCUGCAGCUGCUGGAGCGCACAACUGGCAACAUCCUGGUGGUGGCCCAUGCCACGACACUGGACACCUGCACCCGCCAGUUGACUGGUGGCUCUCCGCGGAGCAGCCACGAGCUGUUGCAGGCUAUGCACAAGAUCCCCUACUGCAGUCUGGCCACCGUCGAGCAGGUGAAUGGCCUCUGGGCCUGGUCGCUGGUCGACCCCGAGUGCCUGCCGGUGACGCAUUCCAAGAAUCGCCGCUUCAAGUGGAAUGCCCUGGCGACCAUCUAAUGGCUGCUAGACUGCCCGACUG